Messenger RNA from Aspergillus nidulans FGSC A4, 2930 nucleotides. Its product is annotated as glucan 1,3-alpha-glucosidase ROT2. Gene Ontology annotation, cellular component: endoplasmic reticulum. Gene Ontology annotation, molecular function: carbohydrate binding; alpha-1,4-glucosidase activity; hydrolase activity, hydrolyzing O-glycosyl compounds. The transcript has 3 exons. Bases 1 to 2859 code for a protein of 952 amino acids. The record is from RefSeq and is a predicted model, not a curated record. Lineage: Eukaryota; Fungi; Ascomycota; Eurotiomycetes; Eurotiales; Aspergillaceae. Gene Ontology annotation, biological process: carbohydrate metabolic process.
AUGGCCCGGAGCCGGCUGUCAUCCAGCUGGACCCUGCUGGUCACCCUAGCAAUACUACUUGGAUGCUUCAUCGUACCAGGAGUAACUGUGAAGCAUGAAAACUUUAAGAAAUGCUCUCAAUCAGGUUUCUGCAAGCGCAACAGAGCACUUGCGGACGAAGUCGCCGCCAAAGGCUCAUCCUGGAGCUCCCCGUACGAACUCGAUCCCUCAAACAUUCAAUUCAAAGACGGCUACUUAAGAGGAACAAUUUUAAAGACCAUCUCACCUACUGAGAAGGUGAGGCUGCCUCUGCUUAUCUCUUUCCUCGAAUCCGGAGUCGCACGAGUCACCGUCGAUGAAGAAAAGCGUAUGACCGGCGAUAUUGAGAUCCGUCACGGGAGCCAGGCACGUAAAGAACGAUACAAUGAUGCUCAGUCGUGGGUCUUAGUUGGUGGCUUAGAUUCUAGCAAGUCGGCGAUCUUGAGCCCGGAGUCUGAGGAUGGUUAUACCAAAGUUCUGUACGGGCCUAAUAACGCCUACCAGGCUGUUAUCCGGCAUUCCCCUUUCUCUGUUGACUUCCAACGGGAUGGGCAGACACAUGUCCAAUUCAACAACAAAGGAUACAUGAACAUGGAGCACUGGAGGCCGAGAGUUGAUGCCCCAUCCGAAUCCGAACAAGAUGUGCUCGGCUCUCAGGAAGAUGAGAGCACCUGGUGGGAAGAGACCUUUGGUGGAAACACAGAUUCGAAGCCCAGGGGUCCCGAAAGUGUGGGGUUGGACAUUAGCUUCCCAGGCUACACUCAUGUGUUCGGUAUCCCCGAGCAUGCAGACUCUCUGUCCCUGAGGGAGACGCGUGGAGGCCCGGGUAACCACGAAGAACCCUAUCGCCUGUAUAACUCUGAUGUGUUCGAAUACGAGCUUAACAGUCCUAUGACUCUAUACGGUGCAAUUCCGUUAAUGCAAGCCCACCGUAAGGACUCCACUGUUGGUGUCUUCUGGCUCAACGCUGCCGAAACCUGGAUUGACAUUGUGAAAUCAAAAACCGACACGCACAGCCAUUGGUUUUCCGAAGCUGGACAGCUCGACGUAUUUGUCUUUCUAGGGCCUACCCCUGGCGAGAUAAGCAAGAAGUAUGGCGAGUUGACUGGUUACACUCAACUACCCCAGCAGUUUGCUAUUGCUUAUCACCAAUGCCGCUGGAACUAUGUCACUGAUGAAGAUGUGAAGGAAGUCGACCGCAAUUUUGACAAGUACCAAAUCCCCUAUGAUAUCAUUUGGCUCGAUAUCGAGUAUCUCGACGACCGAAAGUACUUCACUUGGGAUCCUCUAACCUUCCCUGAUCCCAUCAGUAUGGAGAAACAGCUUGACGAGUCGGAGCGCAAGCUUGUAGUGAUCAUUGAUCCACAUAUCAAGAAGCAAGACAAGUUCGAAAUAUCCAAAGAGCUGAACAGCAAAGGUUUAGCUACCCUGAACAAGGACGGUAAUGUCUACGAAGGAUGGUGCUGGCCAGGGGCUUCCAACUGGAUCGAUUGCUUCAACCCUGCAGCUAUCAAAUGGUGGGUCGGCCUCUUCAAGUAUGAUAGGUUCAAGGGAACCCUUCCUAAUGUGUUCAUCUGGAACGAUAUGAACGAGCCCUCUGUGUUCAAUGGUCCAGAAACCACGAUGCCGAAGGACAACUUGCACCACGGUAAUUGGGAGCACCGUGAUGUUCACAAUGUCAAUGGUAUAACCUUUGUCAACGCCACAUACCAGGCUAUGCUGGAGCGCAAGAAAGGCGAAAUCCGACGGCCUUUCAUCUUGACCCGAUCGUUCUACGCGGGCGCCCAGCGCAUGUCCGCUAUGUGGACCGGAGAUAACCAAGCCACCUGGGAGCACUUAGCAAUCUCCCUACCGAUGGUUCUCAAUAAUGGAAUCUCCGGAUUCCCGUUCGCUGGUGCCGACGUUGGCGGAUUCUUUCACAACCCAAGCAAGGAGCUUCUGACUCGGUGGUAUCAGACCGGCAUCUGGUAUCCGUUUUUCCGCGCUCAUGCCCACAUUGACACUCGCCGUCGUGAGCCGUACCUGAUCCAGGAGCCAUUCCGGUCGAUCAUUACGCAGGCUAUCCGGCUGCGCUACCAGCUUCUUCCCGCCUGGUACACUGCUUUCCAUGAAGCUUCGGUUAACGGAACACCGAUCGUGAGACCGCAAUUUUACGUUCAUCCAACAGAUGAGGCGGGUUUCACCAUUGACGACCAAAUCUACCUCGGCUCCACCGGUAUUCUCGCAAAGCCAGUGGUCACUGAGGGCGCCACGAGUGUGGACAUAUACAUCGCGGACGACGAGAAGUACUACGACUACUUCGAUUACACUGUGUACCAGGGAGCUGGAAAGAGACAUUCAGUUCCGGCGCCUAUGGAAAAGGUACCUGUGCUAAUGCAAGGAGGUCAUAUUAUUCCACGCAAAGACCGACCACGUCGUAGCAGCGGACUCAUGAAGUACGAUCCUUAUACGCUCGUGGUGGUUCUCGACAAGAACGGACAGGCGGAAGGCACAUUGUACGUUGACGAUGGUGAGACCUUUGACUACCAGCGUGGGGGACACAUUCACCGCCGCUUCCACUUCCAAGACUCCUCACUCGUUUCGGAGGAUAUCGCAACUCACGGGCCUCAGACGGCUGCGUACCUCAAGACCAUGGCCAGCGUCAGUGUUGAGAGGAUUGUGGUGAUUGACCCUCCCAAGGAAUUGCAGGAUAGGAGCACGGUCACUGUGAUUGAAGAUGGAGCAAAGACAUCCUCUUCAGCACAACUGGAGUAUCAUGCUCAGGAAGGCGGCAAAGCUCCGUAUGCGGUAGUGAAGAACCCCAGAGUGGGUAUUAGCAAGACCUGGCGGAUCGAAUUUUAAGCUCCAGCACUUGGCUCAGCACUUGGCUAGAUAGAGCACUAGAUGGAAAUAUGCAUUUUACAUACAACCUU